ACUUUAUUGAUACGGUUCUUGUUAACGUGAAAUGUGAAUGGACCUCAAUCUAUAAAUCUGUUAUCGAGAGAGCUAUCUAUACAGGUGUGAACUCGUUUUUUUAUAGUAACGUGAAGAAUACUUAGGGAUCGGAGAGAAAACCCCAGACGGAGAGGAAGAAAGGAGUGUUGUUGCUAAGCUAGCGGUCAUGGCUAGUGCCGCGAAUACAAACAUGAACGCUGUCCGGGAAACGAUGGACGUUCUCCUGGAGAUCUCAAGACUCCUUAACACUGGGCUUGACAUGGAGUCGUUGUCCAUCUGCGUGCGGCUGUGUGAGCAGGGCAUCAACCCCGAAGCGCUCUCAUCAGUUAUAAAGGAGCUACGCAGAGCCACGGACACACUUAAGGCCUCUGACAACAGCACAAGCCAAGGAUAAGUCACACCAGGCUCAAUGGCUUUGCUCGGAGAAAUUGCUCUAGAAGAAAUUUCAUCAAUUCACCAAGAGAUACUUAAUAAGGGAAUUUUUGUUCUCCAUUUUCCCUUCAGCCUUGUUUUUAUUUAAUAUUUUUUUUUUGUCUUUGUAAAAUGACUUCCUUUUGUCUGUGCUCAGUGAACUUGUGUGCUUUCAUAUAUCCAGUAUUUUAAAUGUAUGUUUCCGUAUUUUAAUUGUUAUAAAAUGACAUGUCUGUCAUUGUUAUAAAAGUUUGUUUUGCCUAUGAAGAUGAGAGAUUUUGUAUUGGCUUACACUGUGGCUGAUUUGUUUGUUGUGAGAUGUCAUGAGAUUUCAGCACACAGCUGGACAGGGAUAACACAGCUAUAUAAGCAGGAUUUGUGCUGUGUGUUUGUGUUGUUUGUCCACUAGGUGGAGACAACGUGCAGCUCUGAGUCUUCUUGUAGCCUGUUAGACUGUGUGAUUAUGGCCAGGUCUGUCGUUAACAAUGAGAUCACUGGACCUUACUGUUAAAAAACCUGACUGAUGUAUGUGUUCGGUUUAUGCUCCUGUUAUACGUACUAGUGUGUAAAGUUUGCAAUAGAACAUUUCACGUACAUCAUUUAUUCAUUUGUUAGAAUCUUGUAUCCGAACCCACUAACACUGUCAGAAAAAGGGGUAGUGUACAGGUACGGUUGUGUUCCUCAAACUACUGUACAAUGUAAAUUAACCCACAACGAUGCAACAGUUAGGUCCAACUUUUUACCCUAAUGGUGUUUCUUUACAAAUAAAGGUACAAAACAAUAA
Messenger RNA from Pangasianodon hypophthalmus (striped catfish), 1216 nucleotides. RefSeq names its product mitotic spindle organizing protein 1 (gene mzt1). NCBI's taxonomy places the organism in Eukaryota, Metazoa, Chordata, Actinopteri, Siluriformes, Pangasiidae. Gene Ontology annotation, biological process: gamma-tubulin complex localization; mitotic spindle assembly; microtubule nucleation by interphase microtubule organizing center. The coding region runs from base 188 to 415 and encodes 75 amino acids. Gene Ontology annotation, cellular component: centrosome; gamma-tubulin ring complex; spindle. The record is from RefSeq and is a predicted model, not a curated record. The transcript has 3 exons.